This is a messenger RNA of Folsomia candida, 1243 nucleotides long. Its product is annotated as extradiol ring-cleavage dioxygenase. Bases 317 to 1141 code for a protein of 274 amino acids. The record is from RefSeq and is a predicted model, not a curated record. NCBI's taxonomy places the organism in Eukaryota, Metazoa, Arthropoda, Collembola, Entomobryomorpha, Isotomidae. Gene Ontology annotation, molecular function: oxidoreductase activity, acting on single donors with incorporation of molecular oxygen; zinc ion binding; ferrous iron binding. The transcript has 3 exons.
GGAAUAGCGAAAUGAAAACAGGCUGCUGAUUUACGUGCAGUUUAUACAUUUGCAUGACUAGAACUUUGCACAAUAAUAAGAUAAUUAACCACAAGGAGGUAUUAUUGGUUAAAUUUAUUAUCGUUGCCACUGUACCAUCUACAUGCAACUGUAUAUGUACAUUUGUACAGAGUAGGAGAGAUAUAGGAAAAUUAAAGCAUUUUCAUGUUUACAAGAGCUUAUACAACAUUUCAAAGAAUUUCUAGGUCUGCAAAAAUUGCACUGUUGAAUAACAUCAACCUUAUUCGCGCUAUAUCAAAGCCAAACUUCUGAAAUAAUGUCAACUACCAAUGAAAAAAGAAUUCCAUCAGCAUUUGUCCCCCAUGGUGGUGGCCCCCUUCCCAUCUUAGGAGACCGGGCACACAAGACCUUGACCGCCUGGCUAUCUAAUUUCGUCUCCACCCACCUGUCCCGUAACAAGCCGACGUCAUGCCUAAUAAUUUCCGCCCAUUGGGAAGCUCCCGUGACCACACUUCAAACUGGAGACACCUCUUCUUUAUAUUAUGACUAUUAUGGAUUUCCCAAGGAAGCCUACAAUCUAAAUUAUCCGCUUAAACCCGCCCCAGAAUUAGCCAAACGGGUCGCAGGGCUCCUCGAUAAGGCUGGAAUUCAACAUAAAAGCGAUAGUGAGAGAGGAUUCGAUCAUGGCGUUUUCAUCCCAAUGAUGCUCCUCUUUCCGGACGGGGACAUUCCCACUAUGCAAAUAUCCCUCGUUGGAGGACUUGACCCUGAAGUACAUAUCAAGCUUGGCGAGGCGCUGGCCCCUUUGAGAGACGAAGGCGUCUUCAUCUUGGGAUCAGGCAUGUCUUACCACAAUAUGAGAGGAUUUGGCAGUGCCGACGCGAAUGAUGUCAGUAUCCCUUUCCACAAGUAUUUAAGGGACGUGCUCACCGACGAUGGGAAGCCGUACGAAGAGAAGAAGGACAAGUUAGUAGGGUGGAAAAGUGCCCCUCGGGCAAGAGAUAAUCAUCCCAGAGAAGAACAUUUGAUCCCGUUAAUGACCAUUUUUGGCACGGCUAAGGGAUCACAGGGCAGGGGUCAAGAGGUUUUCUUUGAUGAUGUUGCGGGAGCAAAGUGUGCCGGAUAUAUUUUUGAAGAGUGACAUUUAUAAUACAAAUUUUAUAAUAAGUCAGAAAUAUAUUUUUUGUUCAAUUGAAUCUGAAAAACUUGAAAUAAAAUUAUCCAGCGACAAACGUACCCAAAA